AUGAGGAGGGGUAAUCAGAGCAGUGCAUCUGAAUUCGUCCUUUUGGGGCUCCCUAUACAGAAGGAGGAACAAGGCAUGUACUACGCCCUCUUCCUGGUCAUGUACCUGACCACGGUGCUGGGGAACCUGCUCAUCAUCCUGCUCAUCAGGCUGGACUCCCGCCUCCACACACCCAUGUACUUCUUCCUCAGCAAUUUGGCUUUUACUGACAUCUCUUUCUCAUCAGUCACAGCUCCAAAGAUGCUUGUAAAUAUGUUGACACAUAGUCAAUCCAUCUCUUAUGCUGGUUGCAUUUCUCAGGUAUAUUUUUUCUUAUUUUUUGCAGAUCUUGACAGUUUCCUUCUAACUUCAAUGGCCUAUGACAGAUACGUGGCCAUCUGCCAUCCCCUGCAUUACACCACCAUCAUGAGUCAAAGUCUAUGUUUCCUGCUAGUAAUUCUAUCCUGGGUCUUUUCCUGUGCUGGUUCUCUUGUGCACACUCUUCUCCUAUGGAAGAGCAUGAAGAGUCAUAACCACAGCAGUGCAUCUGAAUUCAUCCUCUUGGGGCUCCCCAUCCGGGUGGACCAGCAAGGCAUGUACUACACGCUCUUCCUGGUCAUGUACCUGACCACGGUGCUGGGGAACCUGCUCAUCAUCCUGCUCAUCAGGCUGGACUCCCGCCUCCACACGCCCAUGUACUUCUUCCUCAGCCACUUGGCACUCACCGACAUCUCUUUCUCAUCAGUCACAGCCCCAAAGAUGCUCAUGAAUAUGCUGAUGCAUAAUCAAUCCAUCUCUUAUGCUGGGUGUGUUUCUCAAGUAUAUUUUUUCUUGUUGUUUGGUGAUCUUGACAGUUUCCUUCUCACCUCAAUGGCCUAUGACAGGUAUGUGGCCAUCUGCCAUCCUUUGUACUAUACCACUAUCAUGAGUCCAAACCUCUGUUUGCUGCUAGUAAUUGUGUCUUGGGUCUUGUCCUCUGCUAGUGCCCUGGUGCAUACCCUUCUCCUAGCCCAUCUGUCUUUCUGUGAUGACAACACUCUGCCACAUUUCUUCUGUGAUCUUUCUGCCUUACUGAAACUGUCCAGCUCAGACACCACUAUUAAUGAGUUGGUCAUUCUCACUGUUGGAGUGGUAGUCAUUACUCUCCCAUUCAUAUGCAUUCUGGUGUCUUAUGGCCACAUUGGGGCCACUAUACUGAAGGCUCCUUCAAUCAAGAGAAUAUGCAAAGCCUUGUCCACAUGUGGCUCUCACCUCUCUGUGGUUACUCUGUACUAUGGAGCAAUUAUUGGGCUCUACUUUUUCCCCUCCUCUAAUAACACAAAGGAGAAGGAAGUUAUUGUGGCUGUGUUGUAUACUCUGAUCACUCCCAUGUUAAAUCCCUUUAUCUACAGUCUAAGAAAUCAGGAUAUGAAAGGAGCUCUUGGAAAUAUCCUCAGUAAAAGAAUAUUUUCAGUGAGAUGA
This is a messenger RNA of Octodon degus (degu), 1440 nucleotides long. RefSeq names its product olfactory receptor 50-like. NCBI's taxonomy places the organism in Eukaryota, Metazoa, Chordata, Mammalia, Rodentia, Octodontidae. The transcript is spliced from 2 exons. Gene Ontology annotation, cellular component: membrane. Gene Ontology annotation, molecular function: G protein-coupled receptor activity; olfactory receptor activity. The coding region runs from base 1 to 1440 and encodes 479 amino acids. The record is from RefSeq and is a predicted model, not a curated record. Gene Ontology annotation, biological process: G protein-coupled receptor signaling pathway.